This is a messenger RNA of Caenorhabditis elegans, 1939 nucleotides long. It is a transcript of the gene twk-18, whose product is annotated as TWiK family of potassium channels protein 18. Gene Ontology annotation, biological process: potassium ion transmembrane transport. Gene Ontology annotation, cellular component: membrane. Gene Ontology annotation, molecular function: potassium channel activity. NCBI's taxonomy places the organism in Eukaryota, Metazoa, Nematoda, Chromadorea, Rhabditida, Rhabditidae. The record is from RefSeq and is marked reviewed.
GUAGUACACGAAAGGUAGGAGGCAAGCGGGUGACAAAAACAACCGGAAAUGGCGAUUGUUGCGCAAGGAGUUUCUACGAUUUUGACGACGUUUCAGAAAACGUUCAAAGGAUUACUCCCAUUGAUAAUUCUUGUGGCUUACACUCUAUUGGGAGCAUGGAUCUUCUGGAUGAUCGAAGGAGAAAACGAACGAGAGAUGCUCAUUGAGCAACAAAAAGAAAGGGAUGAACUCAUCCGGCGAACUGUCUAUAAAAUUAAUCAAUUGCAAAUCAAAAGACAGAGAAGAUUAAUGACGGCCGAGGAAGAAUACAACAGAACUGCAAAAGUGUUGACUACCUUUCAAGAAACUUUGGGAAUUGUACCAGCUGAUAUGGACAAGGAUAUUCAUUGGACAUUCUUGGGAUCAAUCUUCUAUUGCAUGACAGUCUAUACAACUAUUGGUUACGGAAACAUUGUUCCUGGAACUGGAUGGGGUCGUUUUGCUACUAUCCUUUACGCAUUCAUUGGAAUUCCACUCACAGUGCUCAGUCUUUACUGUCUUGGUAGUCUUUUUGCCAAGGGAUGCAAAAUGUUGUGGAGAUUUUUUUUGAAGUCCACCAGGGUUGUGAGCAAAGAUUUGUCAAAUAAGAUUUCUGAAGCUGCCGAUAAUAUUGAAGAAGGAACAACGGCAAUUACUCCAUCAGCCGAGAAAACAGAAAAUAACGAUGAUGACUUGUUGUCUUUCCCCAUCUCCGGCCUCUUGCUUAUUACCGUCAUCUGGGUCAUUUUCUGUGCGGUCUUGUUCACCUUCCUAGAAGAAUGGGACUUUGGAACAUCUCUCUACUUCACAUUGAUUUCUUUCACAACCAUCGGUUUUGGAGACAUUCUUCCAUCGGAUUACGAUUUCAUGCCAAUUGUUGGAGUUCUUCUUCUCAUUGGUCUUUCUUUGGUCUCUACAGUGAUGACACUCAUUCAACAGCAAAUUGAAGCAUUAGCAUCGGGAAUGAAAGAUAACAUUGACCAAGAAUAUGCUCGUGCAUUGAACGAGGCUCGUGAAGACGGAGAGGUUGACGAGCACGUAGAUCCAGAAGAAGAUCCGGAGAACAAUAAAAAGUCCUUUGACGCUGUUAUCUCCAGAAUGAACUGGUCCAAGAGAGGGUUGUAUUAUCUUCUUCCUGAUAGCCAGAAGAAAGAACUCGCAAAGCAGUCUGAGAAGAAAAUGGGAAGAAAAAGUAUUAAAAUUCAGACUGAUAACGAUUUGUUGGAAACACUCAUUCGGGAGGAAAUUUUGAAGGCGGAGCUCAACAAUGAGAUGCACAAAUAUACAGCACCACGAUCUUCACACCAGCCAAAACUUGUCUAUUCUGAUGUUCGCGAGAAGGAGGUUCCAAUUGAAGUUGUCCGUGUUGAGCAUUUCAAUCACGGAAAUGAAGACUAUCUAGAGCAUGACAUCUAGAUUUUUUUUCGGUUACUUGUAUGAAAUUAAAAUACCUACUCGGUUUUUACACAUCCAGUAUGAUUUACUUUUUAUAGAAUUUCAAUCAAUGUUUGUAUUUUUAUUAAGAUCACUUUAUGUUGUCAUUCUUCAUUUUUCUCUUUUUCCUGCAUGUCAUUUCUUAUCCACUACACGUUUUCCCGCGUCCAAUUAAAAAAAAGAAAGAAAAAAUCUCAAAAAAAAAUACCAGGGCCUUGUUCUAAUAGCUAGUUUUCGAUUAGUUACAGGCAUACAUAAAUCAACUUAAACUUUCUCGUCUGCGAGAAAAAGCUGCUUCACGAAUACCGCGUGCCACAAAACCGACACCGACUAAAACUCAACGAAGAUUUCAUAAAUCUUAGUUCUAAUUGUUUCCUCACAAUAUUUGAAAUUUCGCCUUAAUUUUUACUGCCUUUUCUACAACGUUCUUUCUUUUUCAUUUCCUUUCAUUUAUGUUUUUGAGUAAUAAAAUUUUCACGAAUUCAAA